Messenger RNA from Symbiodinium necroappetens, 1222 nucleotides. Lineage: Eukaryota; Dinophyceae; Suessiales; Symbiodiniaceae. The record is from the annotation of a GenBank genome assembly.
GCUGACGCUGCUGAAGCGUUUCGAGCCGGGCCUUCUCAGCAAGGGCCUGGGCAAAGGAGAUCGAAAAGGGGAGGACACCAGGAGGCCACCAUCCGCCGCGGAGGCUGCGGCGUUUGGACUGCCAGGUGCAUCUGACAGAGGGCCGUUAGCAUUCGGGAAGCCCCUCGUGAAGCUUUCGCGAGGUCCCUGGCCCUCCAUAGAUGCUGCGCCAUGGCCUUUUCCAGACAUCACCGGGUCCCUUCCAGAUGCAGGCGAUGUCGUCCGCGGUUUCAUCAAUCUGUUCGUGAGCUUUGGACUUUCGAGCUACACAUCUGAGGGACUCCCUCCGAACGCCAUGGCGCCAAGCAAGAAGAGGCCAGCUGCGCAGUCAAGUGGCCUCCGCAAGAAGCCUGCAGCAAGGCAUGUGGACACGGAAGAGGAGGAGGAUGAAGAGGAGGAGCUAGGAGACGAAGGGGAGGAAGAAGAGGAAGAAGAAGAAGAAGCGGACGACGAGGAAGCAGAGGAGGAGGACGACGAAGAGGACGUCACCGUGCGCAAAAAGCCAGCUUCCAAGGAUGAGACGCCGAAGAGCCGGUCCAUGAAGGCUCCCCCAAGCAAAAGGGAGGCCAAGGCAGCCCUCCGAGAGGCCGUCAAGAAGAAGAAGACCGUGGAUCGAUUGAAGAAGGAGAUCAAGCCCCUGGCACAGAAGCUCAAGGAGAAGCGGGAGGAGCUACGACUUGCAGAUCAGGAGUUGGAGAAGCUGAAUGCAGCCGCUAACAAGCUGGGAAGAGCCAUAGAGAAAGAAACCAAAGCAAAGGAGCUCAGACGGAAGAAGCGUGCCCGGGUCAUCAAGAAGAAUGCCGGCGAGCGGGUGCGGAGCUUGCGGGAGAAGCUAAAUGAAGCCAAGGCAGACAUAGCAAAGUUUAAACUUGCAGAGGCUCAGGCGAAGAAGAAGCUCUCUACAGCUCAGAAGGAGUACAAGCAGCUCCAAUCCAAAGGAGAUCAGUACAGCCACCAUGGCUUCAGUGCCAAGCGUGCCGUAGAGGCUGCCAAGGGAGACUUCGAGAAGGCCAAGCUCGGCUUGGCGCACUCCUCGGAGAGCUUCGAGAAGUGCCAGGAGCAGCUGAAGACUGCGCAAGAGAAGAUCUCGCUGAUCAAGGAGAAGUCGCAGAAGCCCAGUGCCAGUGGUUCCACCAGCGCUGGUGGGAAGGUGAUGAAGCGUCCAGCGGGGCGAACAGGAUAG